Dendronephthya gigantea is the source of this 1860-nucleotide messenger RNA. RefSeq names its product zinc finger protein 883-like. Lineage: Eukaryota; Metazoa; Cnidaria; Anthozoa; Malacalcyonacea; Nephtheidae. Gene Ontology annotation, molecular function: RNA polymerase II transcription regulatory region sequence-specific DNA binding; DNA-binding transcription factor activity, RNA polymerase II-specific. The record is from RefSeq and is a predicted model, not a curated record. Gene Ontology annotation, biological process: regulation of transcription by RNA polymerase II. Bases 128 to 1717 code for a protein of 529 amino acids. The transcript has a single exon. Gene Ontology annotation, cellular component: nucleus.
ACUUGAUUAUUUAUCAACUUUGCACAGUUCACCAGAAUAAUUAUGUAAAACCACAAGCAAUCGUUUUGUGCAUUUCAGGUUCUGGUAAUCGUAUUUAAAAGUCCUACUGAUUGUCGACAUCCUCAAAAUGGAGAAGAAAUGGGAAUGCUAUGAUUGCGAGAAGUCGUUCGAUCGUUUGGCUGCCUUAAAACAACACGCUCGGGUUCACACCGGUGAGAAGCCACAUGUCUGCGAUGUUUGCCAUAAGUGCUUUUCUCAGUCUACUAACUUGAACAUUCAUAAACGUAUUCACACUGGCUCCAAGCCAUACGCCUGUGACGUGUGUGAUAAAAAAUUUAGUCAACUCGGUAACAUGCAAAGCCACAAAAUACGCCAUUCAGGGGUCAAACCAUAUUCCUGUGAUGUGUGUCAGAAAUAUUUUGUGGAUAAAAGGGACUUAUCAAAGCACGAACUACGUCACACUGGAGUGAAGACUUGUGAAUGUGACAUUUGUCAUAAGAAGUUUGCGCGAGGCACGUCUUUAAAGGUUCAUAAGAGGAUACACAGUGGAGAAAAACCGUACCACUGUGAUCACUGUGGCAAAGGGUUUAGUCAAAUUAGUAACUUGACUGCUCAUAAAACUGUCCAUUCCAAAGAGAAACUGUAUAAAUGCCAGAUUUGCAAUAAGGGGUUUGGUCACUUCAGUACAUUAAGCAAACAUAAGUUGACACAUAAUGACAACACAUAUGAAUGUGAUAUUUGCAAAAAAGUGUUUAAACAUCCCGGGCAUUGGACAAGACACAGAAAAUCCCAUGUAGAACCUCAAGAGAAGGAAUAUGUAUGUACAGUAUGUACCAAGAGCUUCAUUAAACCUGAUUCACUGGAAAGUCAUUUGAAAACUCACAGCAAGAGUUAUGAUUGUGAUGUCUGCAACAGGACAUUUGCAAAUAGUACUGCAUUAAAGCUCCAUGCAAGAACACACACUGGUGAAAAACCUUAUCAAUGUCAGCUUUGUGACAAAAAAUUUAGCCAAUCGAGUAACUUGACUGCUCAUCAAAAUGUGCAUACUCAAAAACGACCAUACAAAUGUCACCUUUGUGAUAAGGCAUUUGGCCAUGUGAGUACACGAAACAAACAUCUAAGAACCCAUAAGAAAAAUGUUGUUGAAGAAGAAAUUAUUUAUACUCAAGAAACAGUUAAAAGUACCCAAGAACCUAAUAUCCAAAAACAAGAUAUCCAUGGACAAGAUAACCAAAAACAUGAAAAUAUCCCAAAAGAAGAUAUUCAAGAGAGUGAAGCUUUUCAUGGUAUUGCAGAGCAUGAUCUCCAAGAACAUAAAGUUGUCCAAGAUAAUGAAGUUAUUCAAAAAGAAGGAAUUCAAGGACAAGAUGUUGAAGAACAUGAUCAUGAACCAGAAGAAGGUAGACAAAAUAUCCCUGAAAAAUAUAUUGGAGAACAAGAUAUUCAAGAACAUGCAGUUAUUGGAAAACAAGAUGUCCCAAAACAAGAUAUUCAGGAAAAAUGCAUCCAAGAACAAGAUGGGCAUGAAGAUCCAGCAGUUAAAAAUUUAAUACAUAUUCAAGAACCAGAGAUUGAGAUAACAGUUUUUGAAGAAUUAGUUGUUCAAGAAGAAAUACCAACAACUUGCAUGAUAUUGGAAUCAGGUGAUGUUGAUACUCCAUUGCCUCCAAUUGCAUUGGUCUGUGAAAUGUUAGAAACAUCAAAAGAAAUGCAGUGAAAUUUAGUGUAAGGAUCGUGAUGCUUUUUUUAAAAUAACCUUGACAUUCUGCAAAAAUUAUUACCUUCUGCAUGUUCUUCGUUGCAUGUAGAAUGGGUACACUUUACUAUUUCUUGUGUACAAAGAGUAUAGUCAAUACUGUU